GCCACAUGGUCAUGUCUCUGAGUUUACUGUCUGUUGUGCACUGAUGGCCUGGUUGUCGUGGUGUCCAUUAAAACGGAUUUGAGGUUAGUGCGAUGCAGUACUGCAGUACUCGGGGUGGGGUCCGUGGACUGGACUUCCAGGAUGUGCUGUUCUCAGGUUAUGCUUCAGAUGGGGGGAUGUUCAUGCCCGAGAGUGUGCCUGUGCUCAGCCCGGACACCCUGUGGGGCUGGAGGGGGCUGACUUACACCCAGCUGGUGGUGGAGGUUGCCUCACUGUUCAUCCCCACUCAGCUGAUCCCCAGAGAGGACCUGCAGGUCCUCGUGCGUGAGGCCCUGUCUGGAUUCUCAGUGCCCGAGGUGGUGAGAACGGCCCGGCUGAAAAACGGUCUGUCAGUCCUCGAGCUCUUCCAUGGAGAGACCUUGGCCUUUAAGGACCUGGCUAUGACCUGCACUGUGCGCUUCCUUGACUACUUCCUCCGAAAACAGAAUCGCAGAGCUACUGUUCUUGUAGGUACAUCAGGGGACACAGGAGGCUCGGCCAUCCACAGCGCCAAAGGUCUCAGCGGGCUGGAAGUGGUGGUGGUUUAUCCUCGAGGACGCAUCACUCCGGUCCAAGAGAAACACAUGAUCACCUGCCUGGAGGACAACGUCCACGUGUUCGCAGCUGACGGCAGCUCUGAUGACAUAGAUCAGCCUCUGCGCCGUCUCUUUGCCGACUCACAGCUGGUCAGGUCUCACAACCUCAUGAGCCUCAACUCAGUCAACUGGUCCAGAGUCAUGAUCCAGCUUGCUCACUUCAUCUACGCUUACCUGGAGCUUAGUGGGAUGGAGCAGGCUGACAAGGACCUGCCAGAGCUGGAGGUGGUGGUGCCUACUGGAGGGGCGGGAAACAUCGCAGCUGGCUACAUAGUGAAACAGAUGGGGUUGCCCCUGAAGCUGGUUGCCAUGGUGAACUCUAAUGACAUCGUGCACAGGACGGUAACCACCGGUGACUUUUCCAUGGCGGAUAAUGUCACACAAACUUUGGCCCCUGCCAUAGACAUCCAGGACCCGUACAACAUGGAGCGAGUGUUCUGGCUGCUGCUGGGCAGAGACGGAGCUGCAGUGAAGAACAUGAUGGAGGAGUUCCAACAAUCACAUCGACAUUCUCUGCCGGAGAACCACCGUGAACUGUUGUCACAAGUUUUAUCUACUGGAACAGUGAGUGAUGACGGGAUCCUGGAGACCAUGAGGAGGUGCUGGGAGGAGAACCAGUAUGUCCUGUGUCCACACACAGCAGUGGCUGUAUGGCAUCACUACCACUGUCCUCACAGCGCCAAAAUCAACAGGUCAGUCAUGCUGUGUUCACCUAUUCAGCCACAUACAAAAGACAUUUCUGACUUCACUGCAAGAUGUGAAGCAGCAGGGUUUCAGAGGUCGUCCAGUCUUAAGGAGGACACACGGGAAGACAACAGGAAGACAUAA
Messenger RNA from Plectropomus leopardus (leopard coralgrouper), 1463 nucleotides. The record is from RefSeq and is a predicted model, not a curated record. Lineage: Eukaryota; Metazoa; Chordata; Actinopteri; Perciformes; Serranidae.